AUGGCAGAUGUUGAAGCUUCAAAUGACAGUGAGAGUGAAACUGAUGAAGAUAUAGCUGGUGAAAGGUCAGCUGUUGGUAUUAAAACGAAGAAUGAAAAGAAGACUCCCAAAAAGACCGCUGUAGUUACUCCAAAUUCUGCAAAGAAGUCAAUAACCUCAGAGAUGGCUGAUGUUGCAUCAGCAAGUGACAAUGAGAGUGAAACUGAUGAUGAUAUAGCUGAUGAAAGGUCAGCUGUUGGUAUUAAAAGUAAGGGUGAAAAAAUAACUCCCAAGAAAACGACUAUAGUUACUCCAAAUUCUGCAAAGAAAUCAAUAACCUCAGAGACAGCAUAUGUUGCAUCAGAAAGUGACAGUGAGAGUGAAUCUGAUGAAGAUAUGAAUGAUGAAGACACAGCUGUCAGUAUUACAAGAAAAGUUGAAAAGAAGACUCCUAAGAAGAGCACUGUAGGCGGGGUUACUCAAAAUUCUGCAAAGAAGUUAAUAACCUCAAAGAUUUUGGAAGUUGCAUCUUCCAGUGACAGUGAGAAUGAAUCUGAUGAAGACAUAGCUGAUGAAGAGCCAGCUGCCAGUAUUACAACAGAAGUUGAAAAGAAGACUUCCCAAAAAGGCCUCUGUAGGUGUAGUUACUCCAAGAGCUGA
This is a messenger RNA of Saccoglossus kowalevskii, 639 nucleotides long. RefSeq lists its product as uncharacterized. The record is from RefSeq and is a predicted model, not a curated record. Lineage: Eukaryota; Metazoa; Hemichordata; Enteropneusta; Harrimaniidae.